GGGAAGCUGAACUUGAGGGUAGAAUGGUCAAGAAUGACGUAGGGCAAGUCCUCUGAAACUUGACGAACUGCUUACCGGUCUACCCCUUGUUACUCCUGUCAGCAGUGAAGAUGCCGGACACCGACGGAAUCGAGCGGGGCCCGACUGCUACACCGGAGGACUUCGUCAAGGCACUCGAGAAAAGGGAGUUGGCACGGCUACAAGUACCAAAGAUUGACAUCUUCCAUUUUGAAGAGGAGAGGGUGUCAAAGUGGCUGGAGCUCCUGGAACAGAUUACUGCCGAGGUGCCAGAAGCGGAUAAAUUCAAGUAUCUACCUCGAUACAUAUGGUGGGAAAUUCGGCCAGAAAUCAUGAAAUUGGCUGUUGGAGCAGGGGGAGACUGGGAAAAGUUCAAGGAUGAAAUGCAAAAGCGGUUCAAGCUAGGAGAUGGCUUGCUGACAAAGACGGAUCUGGAGAUGCUACAGCGAGAUGAGUUUUCCACGGUGGGGGCAUUUGCAACGACAUUCGAGAAGAUGGUGAAGAAAGUCCCAGGAUUGGCAAAAGAGGAACAGUGUGCUACCUUCCUGGGGCACUUCAAAAAUUGGGAAGCCUCGUCGCUUACCAAGAAGGUUGCUCCAGGGAAGAAGCUCACUUGGGAUGCCAUAAAGGAAGGCGUAAUGGACGGAGAACUGGACCAGGUAGACAUCUUCCAGAUGAGACAGGCUAGGAAGAAAAGGAAGGCCUUAGACGCUACAACGAGUGAUGGGCGCGACUUCAAGAAAAUGGUGGAGGAUGCGGUGGCCCAACUUGAUGCAGCGAAGGAGGCAAGAAGGAAAACUAUGGCGGCACCACAGAUCCAAAGUAAAGCAAAGAAAGCGGUGGUGCAGGAGGAAGAAGAAGAGGAAGAGGAAGAGGAGCCUGAGCCGCAGAAGUUGACAAAGGCUCAAAGGAAAGCAAGGAAUUUGGCUCAAGGGGGGCAAGGCUCAGGGAGGGGCCAAGUCCCACAAGCUGUAGCAAUGCCACCCCCAGAGUCACUCAGUCAGGCUGCACCAGCACACUGUGGGCCAUGGCCAGGUUGUGGACCUUCAAGUCAUUGGCAUGGACACUGUUUGUACGCCCCAUGGCCAAUGAGUGGGCCGCAUGGGUCAUGUGCCGGACCGCCGAUGAAAACAGUUUCUUGCGGCUGCCCGGGACCCCAAACUCAGCAGGUGAGCCACCCAACCCCACCGCCUAACCAACCUCAGCAGUCAGGCCCACAAGGAUCGCAAGGCAACCAAGGUGGUGGACGUGGUCAGAAUCAAGGAUGGGGUCGAGGGCGAGAGAAUGGUGGCCGAGGAAGAAAUGACAGAGGGAAUGGUGGUGGUAACGCUGCAGGCAGGGGAAACGAGGACUGGGCGGCCUCUGGAAGUCAAGGUGGUCAGGAAGGUGGAAGAGGCGUUAGCAGAGGAAGGAUAGAUUGGAGAAAUGUCAUUUGUUGGCACUGCGGGCAGAAAGGCCACACUAUCAAGUUCUGCCAUGUAAGGAGAAAUGAUGAGCACGAAGGACUGAUCAGUACUAACUAUGAUGGGGAUAUGUACGACAAGUGGGGGUACCACCUUGAUCCAAGGACCCCAGGCGGGACAAGGAAGGAGGCCCURCGACGAGCCGAGGCAGGUGAACCACCCGCUCCUCCAGCCAUGUUUCGGAUGUGGCAGGAGAAAGAGGUCCGUAGUGACAUUAGGGUGGAGGAGGUAGGAGAGACCGAGGAGGUGGAGCAAGAGCAGAAAGCCGACACUACUAAGGCAGAGCCCAUCAUAGUAGAGUCGGACGAUGAGAUUGAAGAAGAUUACUGGAACAGGCCGUUGCAUGCUGAGACAGGGGAAGACUAUUGGAGAACGGCCCGACAGGCAAUAGAGAGAAUGGAGGACCUGAUAGACAAAGUCGGGAGAUACCAACAGAAGUUGGCUGAUAUGUGCGAAGAAGUGAAGGAGUGGCAAGGUAAGGAGCCAUCGGUAUACCUCUACGACCAAGGUCCGGGAUCGCAAGGAGGAUCCGGGAAUCUACCAAACGUCGCGACCUCAGGAGCGAUGCCUCGAUCCGGAAUGACUUUCAGACCACAUUCCCGGACGGGGAGGCCGCCAUACGCCGUCAGAACGAGGGCUAAAGGGUCAGUGAUUCCCGAAGAACCAGCCAAGGAUGUUCCAGAACCAAGUGGAGAGAAGGAAGUUGUGGACGUUCCAGAGGGAGUGGAUGAUGAGGAUGACAGGUUGAGGAAAGAGGAGGAUGAGAAGGCUGAACAGCGAGCCAAAAAGAGAGGUGCCAAGCCGGACACAGACAAGGCACAGGAAGUAAAGAAGAAAAGGUAUACGGUCCGCGUAGAGGAAGGGUUCGACGUAAAAGAGAUAAUGGACAGGAUUCUCGAAGGUCAUAACCAUCUUAUGAACCUGAAGGAUGUCCUGGCCUCAGCGCCCAAGCUCAAGGAUGAGCUAAGGGCGCGACUAUCCAGGAAGAUGGUGACCAGCGUGCGGUUAGGGACUAUAAUCCCUAAGGAGGCUGAGUGGGCCGAGACAGGCAUGAAAAUGGACUGGAAGUCAGUAGCCUGUGGGUGCCUCGAUGUGGUGGUAAAAGGGAAGACGUGCACAACAAUGGUGGAUAGCGGCGCAAAAAUGAACCUCAUAAAGGAGGCAGAUGCAGUGCGUCUAGGGAUGGAGGUAGAUCGCUCCGACAACGGGGUUCUGAUGGGAGCAAACAGUCGGUCGAUUUUCUUAGGGACCGCAUCGUCUGUGAUUCUAGAGAUUGGGAAGGUAAAAGUAAGAAGUUGUUUUUUCGUGAUGCCUGAUUUGGACCACCCUAUCCUACUGGGUAGGUCGUUCCUAAGUCGGACAGAGACGGUCAUUCUCAACAAACAUGACGGUGUCAAGCGCAUCAGCCCCCGCGCGAGCGAAGGCCCUCCCGGCUGCGUCACGCAGGAGAAACUUAGACUUUCAACUUUUUAGAGACAACUCAGGGACGACACGGUAACCCGCGUCGACCCUUCGCCGCUCCGUGCGCCAACUG
This is a messenger RNA of Chara braunii, 3015 nucleotides long. The record is from the annotation of a GenBank genome assembly. NCBI's taxonomy places the organism in Eukaryota, Viridiplantae, Streptophyta, Charophyceae, Charales, Characeae.